Molecule: messenger RNA, 732 nt
Organism: Lolium rigidum
Lineage: Eukaryota; Viridiplantae; Streptophyta; Magnoliopsida; Poales; Poaceae
Product: LOB domain-containing protein 1-like
Exons: 1
Coding region: 1-732 (243 amino acids)
Source: RefSeq, a predicted model, not a curated record
AUGGAGUACAGCAACGAUGCCACGAACACCGGCGCGGCGCAGCCUUACUUCGGUCGCUCCAUGUCGCCGCCGUCGCAGGUGUCGUCUGAAGGCUCGCCGCCCCCAGCAGUAUUCCCCUUUGCGGGCAACGUGCCGUCCUCGCCGCCGACGGUGGUGCUCAGCCCCUGCGCGGCGUGCAAGGUCCUCCGGCGCCGCUGCGCCGACGGCUGCAUGCUGGCGCCCUACUUCCCCCCGACCGAGCCCGCCAAGUUCACCACCGCCCACCGUGUCUUCGGCGCCAGCAACAUCAUCAAGCUCCUCCAGGAUCUGCCGGAGCAUUCAAGGGCGGACGCGGUGAGCAGCAUGGUGUACGAGGCGGAGGCGCGGCUGCGUGACCCGGUGUACGGGUGCGCGGGGGCGGUGUGCCGGCUGCAGAAGGAGGCCAACGAGCUCAAGGUGCAGCUGGCGCGGGCGCAGGCCGAUGUCCACAGCGUCCAGGCGCAGCACGCCAACCUGCUCGCUAUCGUCUGCGUCGAGUUCGCCACCCAGCACCAGCAGCAGCACCCGCCGCCUCCACUGGUCGAUCAGGUGGACGGCUUCGGCGCCGACGUCGGCGGCGCGGUGUACCCGUCGCUCUGCACGGACUCAGAUGAUCUGGAAUAUAUCAGCGGCGUGGGAAGAGGCCCGGCAACAGCUAUGGACCUGAUGACCAUAAGCACGGAAGCUCUGUACACUAGUAGUUACGCUAGCUAG